CGCGGCGCGCGCCGCCCGCAUCCAAAACGUUUCUAUUAUUUUCCUUACGUGUUUCAUUUCGCGUAGACUUUUGGACGGCGGUAGUUUAGCGGCGCGAAAUGCCCACUAAAUUGUGACUUUGGACAGAAAAAAAAAUGGAACACCGUGAACACUUUUCGUCGAAAAAAAAUUUUUCCCGGCAAAAAAAUUGAAAACAGAAAACAUUUUUUGGUCGACCGCAACUAAACGCAGUUCAAACUAGAUUCUUUUUUUCGAUUCUUUUUUUAAACACAAACCGAUGCAGUUAACAAGUUUCAGUUGUCGUAUGUUUUGUUUUGUUUCUCAAUGAAACUGUACACGCUCAAUUAGUAACACGCCGAGGAGCCGGCACCAGUUAGCGAAGAAGGAAGAAGGAGAGAAGAGAAGAUGGCGCUCGCUUCUUCUGUCAGCCUCUACUACUCGAUAGUGCAGAGAGCUGCGAGGCAUUACCUCGAGGACUACUGUCAUACCGAUACGACAGCCCCGUACGUGCUUUACAAAGAUGGGGUAGAGCGCGCUCCUCCCGGUACACAAUGGGGUGGUGGGAUGCUGGACGGCGGCUACCAGCCCAUGCAGCAUCAGAGCCCCGGCGGGCCGUCACCUCAGCCCGAGCCGCAGUUGGCGUCCCCGGCGCCAUCACCCUAUCCGCCUGCGCCGCCGCCCCCCGAUCCAACUGGUACGUCGGCCGAGGACGCCGCGCAGCAGCUUGCGCAGCAACAAGCUCAGCAACAAGCCCAGCAACAACAAGCACAGCAACAGCAGGCGCAACAACAACAGCAGCAACAACAAACUUCCCCAGAACAUCUUCAAGUAGAGCAACAAUUACAGAAUCAGGCUCAGUCGCAACAGACCACACAGGACCAUUUAGAGCGCGCACCCUGCUUCGUUCCUCAACCGGACUUGCAGCAACAGUAUACACCUUAUUUCAAAGAGACCAGGCCUGCUAGUCACAUGCUCGGCACUGGGGGUUUCCCAUUACAUUAUCUGAAACAGAAUGGCGGUGUCCUCUCUUUAGAAGGUCCGCUCGAUCAGUACGCAUCGACAGAAUUGCGCCAUUUACCUGACAUAGUCCAGCCGGAGCCGCCGAAACCAAGAAAACAUAACCCGAACUCGGAAUUGCGGCUUUUCAAAUGCCUGACAUGUGGGAAAGACUUCAAACAGAAAUCCACGCUGCUGCAGCACGAGCGCAUCCAUACAGAUUCGCGACCGUACGGGUGCCCGGAGUGCGGCAAGCGAUUCCGGCAGCAGUCGCACCUGACGCAACACCUGCGCAUCCACGCGAACGAGAAGCCGUACGCGUGCGUGUACUGCCCGCGCUCGUUCCGGCAGCGCGCCAUCCUCAACCAGCACCUGCGCAUCCAUUCCGGUGAGAAGCCAUAUACGUGCGGCGAGUGCGGCAAACAUUUCCGCCAGAAGGCCAUCCUGAACCAGCACGUCCGCACACACCAAGACGUUUCGCCCCAUCUGAUCUUCAAGAAUGGGACGACGCCGACCUUAUGGCCUCAAGACGUCCCGUUCCCGCCUGAUGAGAACAAGGAGGAAAUUCAAUCUGCAUUCGGAGACGCAGAUGGGCAGAAUGGCGAGCAACGUGGAUCAUGUUUUUCGCCUGGAGAUACAGCACAAUACCCGGCAUACUUUAAAGACACGAAGGGUCUCAAUCAUACUGUCUUCGGUUCCGGUUUGUCUCUGCAGUACCUGAAAGGCAGUAAACUGCCUGAUGUUCUUGGGGGUCGCGCUAUGCCGCUUUAUGUUCGUUGUCCUAUUUGCCAGAAAGAAUUCAAACAAAAGUCAACCUUACUGCAACACGGCUGCAUCCAUAUAGAGUCGCGGCCGUACCCAUGCCCCGAAUGUGGUAAACGAUUCCGACAACAGUCGCAUCUUACGCAGCACUUACGCAUACAUACCAAUGAGAAACCGUACGGGUGUGUGUACUGCCCGCGAUUCUUCCGUCAACGGACCAUCUUGAACCAGCACCUUCGCAUUCACACUGGAGAAAAGCCCUACAAAUGCACGCAAUGCGGAAAAGAUUUCCGACAAAAAGCAAUCCUUGAUCAGCACACCAGAACACACCAGGGUGACCGGCCCUUCUGCUGUCCGAUGCCAAACUGCCGGCGUCGCUUCGCAACCGAACCCGAAGUGAAGAAGCACAUCGACAACCAUAUGAAUCCGCAUGCGGCAAAAGCGAGACGUGCCGACGCGCCGAAGACACCGCGGCCGCUCCCACCUGCCGCCGCCGUGGUAAAACCUGAGCUGUACUUCCCGCAAUGCUACGCACCGCCAUUCCAGCAGUUCCCGGCGACAACUGCCACCGAGUUCAAACCCGCCGUAGGCCCUGGUGCACCGGUGCCGUGUCUGUCGGCUCAGUGACCCGCGCCACCGCCGCGAUGGCACCCCGCGCCCACGCAUGCGCCCUCACAUCAUGAUUUGUACGCCGCCGAACGUCUCUACAAUUAAGUUUAGAACACCCUUUGGACAAUUUUAAAGAUAGACCUGCGGUGUACCAAAAAUAGUUGCCGUCGCCUACGACGGCACGGAACCAGUAUACGACUCGCGUGAGCGAGACUAUGAUUCAAAUAAUGAUCGAUGUAAUAUUGUUAAUCGGAUCGCUGUAAACAAGCUUCGGUCUGUAAAUAACCACAUGUUUUAUAUACCCCAUCAAGUCUGUCGAGGGACAGACCGCGAGUUCAUCACGAAUAGUGUUACCGUCAAACAAGCGAGUACAGAUAGCAUUUUUGCCCCGUAAUAUUAAGUUACCAUGUAAGAAUUAGGUUUCUUGAGGAUUCUUCUUAAUAUGGUCGAAAUGUUCA
Hyposmocoma kahamanoa is the source of this 2825-nucleotide messenger RNA. RefSeq names its product myeloid zinc finger 1 (gene jim). Bases 406 to 2385 code for a protein of 659 amino acids. The record is from RefSeq and is a predicted model, not a curated record. NCBI's taxonomy places the organism in Eukaryota, Metazoa, Arthropoda, Insecta, Lepidoptera, Cosmopterigidae. The transcript is spliced from 3 exons.